AUGAUAAUUGAACAAAAUGUAUUUUGUUUUCAGAUCAUCUUCUACGAGGACAGGAACUUCCAGGGUCGCUCCUAUGAGACCAGCAGCGACUGUGCCGAGCUGACCUCCUACCUGAGCCGCUGCAACUCCUGCAGGGUGGAGAGCGGCUGCUUCAUGGUCUACGAGCGCCCCAACUUCAUGGGCCACCAGAUGCUGGUGCGUCGGGGCGAGUACCCCGACAACCAGCGCCUGAUGGGAAUGAGCAUGAGCGACUGCAUCCGCUCCUGCCGCAUGAUCCCCAUGCACAGGGGUCCAUUCAGGAUGAAGAUCUACGAGAGGGAGAACUUUGGCGGCCAGAUGAACGAGCUGCAGGAGGACUGCGACUCCAUCCAGGACCGUUACCGCAUGUCCGACUGCCACUCCGCUCACGUCAUGGACGGCCACUGGCUGAUGUACGAGCAGCCGCACUACAGAGGCAGGAUGCUGUACCUGAGGCCCGGAGAGUACAGGAGCAUGAGAGACAUGGGCAUGGGCCCCAUGGACAUGAGGAUCGGAUCCAUCAGACGCAUCAUGGAGUCCUGUUAG
This is a messenger RNA of Paralichthys olivaceus (Japanese flounder), 564 nucleotides long. RefSeq names its product gamma-crystallin M3-like. Gene Ontology annotation, molecular function: structural constituent of eye lens. Lineage: Eukaryota; Metazoa; Chordata; Actinopteri; Pleuronectiformes; Paralichthyidae. The record is from RefSeq and is a predicted model, not a curated record. Gene Ontology annotation, biological process: visual perception; lens development in camera-type eye.